Messenger RNA from Eurytemora carolleeae, 2189 nucleotides. Its product is annotated as potassium voltage-gated channel protein Shab. The record is from RefSeq and is a predicted model, not a curated record. Lineage: Eukaryota; Metazoa; Arthropoda; Copepoda; Calanoida; Temoridae. Gene Ontology annotation, molecular function: delayed rectifier potassium channel activity; protein binding. Gene Ontology annotation, biological process: potassium ion transmembrane transport; protein homooligomerization. Gene Ontology annotation, cellular component: voltage-gated potassium channel complex; membrane. Bases 335 to 2086 code for a protein of 583 amino acids. The transcript has 2 exons.
GCGGAGGCCAUGUACCAAACAUCCUCUACUAGUUAUACUUAGUAUCUCCCUCCCUUCAUUCCCUAGUUCUCCGUUUAUAUAUCUCACACAAGAAAUACAGUUCAAUAAUCUGUAUCAUUUCCUGCUGUUCAUCAGUAAUAUAUAUCCUUGAUCAAGAACUACCAUUCACUUGUAACUGUGAUAGAGGAGAAAUGAAGGUUACAACUUUGUAUGAAUGGGGGCAGAGUUUGGAGUAAACCACAGGAACAGCUGUAUGUCGUGAUUAAACACUGAAAGGAAUGGGACUAGGAGACAAUCUCAGCAAGGUUUUAGGGAACAAAUUGUAUUACGCGAAAUGGCUGCAGCGGUUGGAGAGCGGUUACGAAGGGGUCCUCCCCUUGCCUCUAUUGAGUCUUUACUAAGCUUUGAGGCAAAAUCAACUCCCAGGUCUGAGUUUGGGGCCAUGACAGUUGAUAUCCUGGGAGCAGGAGGAGGGUUCAGGUUCCCAGACUGGAUCGGGACGGAUUCUGUGAUAUCCGACGAAGAUUUCCAGAGUUUAUCUGGAGAUAAACAAGCUGAAGAAAUAUUUAAACUUCUUGCGCUUCUCUCCCCCUUCGCAACCGAGAUCUCCAGUAUGAAGAACAGUAUUGAGACUGCCCUGGGCAGGGUUUCAGAGAUAGAUGCCAGGAACAGAUAUUCAGGAUCCUUCAUGUUUAAAAAUAAUUCUACUAAGAAUGAUUACUACGGAUUGCCUGAUAAUAACGAAAUGGAUUCUUUCUGUUUACGGGAACCAGACUCUCCCCAUAGUGGGUCCCCUCUACUUCCAGAAACCCAUGCUCCGGACCCAUUUAUCAUACAGAAAUCAAGACAGCUCAACAGACGUGUCACUCUUAAUGUCGGAGGAGUAAGACACGAGGUAAUGUGGAAUAUGCUAGAGCAGGUUCCUAGAUCCCGGCUUGGUAAGCUGGUUCAAGCCACUACUCAUGAUCAUAUUCUCAGCCUUUGUGACACCUACAGCCUCGUGGAUAAUGAAUACUUCUUCGAUCGACAUCCUCGGUCCUUUAAUUCCAUUCUUAACUUCUACAGGACCGGUAAGCUUCAUGUGAUUGAUGAGAUGUGUGUUCUGGCAUUUAGUGAUGAUCUUGAAUACUGGAUGAUAGAUGAAGUAUUCCUUGAGUCCUGUUGCCAGAACAAAUAUAACACCAGGAAGGAGCAUGUUGUUGAGGAGAUGAAAAAGGAAGCCAACAACAUCAAGAAGGAGGUUGAAGAAAACUUCGGGGACGGAAAGUUUGUAAAAUAUCAGAAAUGUUUAGGUGCAAUGAAUAUUGUGGAUGUGUUGGCUAUCCUACCCUACUAUGUAUCCUUGUUUCUAAUGGGAGAUGAUACUGAGAUCUCAACCAGCCUCACUACAACACCGUCCUCUCUAAUAGAGGACGAGGAGACAGGAACGUCCUUCGAUGAUGUUCGGAGAAUAGUUCAAGUUUUCCGAAUCAUGAGAAUUAUGAGAAUAUUUAAACUUGCUCGACAUUCAACUGGUCUUCAAUCAAUUGCUUUUACUUUAAAAAACUCUUACAAGGAGCUGGGACUUCUUAUGCUCUUCUUGGCCAUGGGAGUUCUUAUCUUCUCUUCACUCUGCUACUUUGCAGAGAAGGAUGAGCACAAAACAAAGUUUACUUCUAUUCCUGCAUCCUUCUGGUGGGCUAUUAUCACUAUGACUACAGUAGGAUACGGAGACCUAUUCCCAACAACUGGUUUAGGCAAGCUAAUAGGAACAUGUUGUGCAAUAUCAGGGGUGCUGGUGAUGGCACUUCCUAUUCCUAUUAUUGUAAACAAUUUCGCCGAGUUCUACAAUGAUCAGAUGAAGAGAGAGAAGGCCGUGAAGAGGAAGGAGGCCCUGGAGCAGGCUAGAAGAGACGAGGAGGAGGCCAGGUUAGCGGAGGUUGAAGGAUUGGUUGAUCUCCUGCAGCGAGAACCCGGACCGUUUAAAUCUCCUCCGCUCUCUCCUCCUGACGGUUUAACUAUCCGGAAUGCAAACAGACCAAGAGAAAACAGUGUCUUCAGUCCUAUCCGUUCCCCGCAGCUUCAUGAGAGACAUAGUCUCAGAUAAAUAUUGCAUAAAUCAGAAACUAAAGCAUAAAUUUUCAAAAAUAACUGUUUUUGAUAUUUAAACUGUUUACCAUUACCUGUAUUAUACUAAUAAACGAUUUAAU